Molecule: messenger RNA, 1492 nt
Organism: Capra hircus (goat)
Lineage: Eukaryota; Metazoa; Chordata; Mammalia; Artiodactyla; Bovidae
Product: serine/arginine-rich splicing factor 4-like
Exons: 2
Coding region: 324-1049 (241 amino acids)
Source: RefSeq, a predicted model, not a curated record
GACUGGGGCAUUGAUUUUUGAGACUGCAAGCACGUGGAAUUUGGGGUGGGAAACAAGUGCAUCAUGCCAGUCCUGGAUGACCAGCUGCCUGGUCCUUAUAAAAGAAGUCUCCGUCACAGUGCUGUCAUUGUCAUGACGGUCAUGGGUCUUCUUUGGAGCCUCUGGUGAGCACAACUCUUAGAGGUAAUUUUGUAUUAGAAAGUGGUGAAGGAGAAACGAACCAAAAAGACUGAAGAUCUGAGGGCAAGAGAUACUGAAAAAGAAGUGUGAAGAAGCUCUAAAAAAAACACAAAGUCUGUAUCAGGAACCAAGAAGAGUUCUUAAUGAUGAGACUGUUGUUGGCGCAGCUAAAUGUUCUACCAAUCGGACUCUCCGUUGUGAAGAAUGUUGUCUGUGUGUAUUUCAGAUUCCUUGAGACCCAGGAAGGAUGUCCCACUACCAGCAUCCGCCUCCGAAUCAACAUCUGCCUCCGAAGCCACAGCCGCAUCCGCAGCCACAUCCGCAGCCGCAGCCGCAUCCGCAGCCAAAGCCGCAGCCGCUUCCGCAGCCGCAUCCGCCUCCGCCUCCGCAGCCGCAUCCGCAUCCGCCUCCGCACCCGCAUCCGGAGCCGAAGCCGCAUCCGCAGCCACAUCCGCAUCCGCAUCCGCAGCCACAUCCGCAGCCGCAGCCGCAUCCACCUCCGCCUCCGCAGCCGCAUCCGCCUCCGCCUCCGCCUCCGCAUCCGGAGCCGAAGCCGCAUCCGCAGCCACAUCCGCAUCCGCAUCCGCAGCCACAUCCGCAGCCGCAGCCGCAUCCGCCUCCGCAGCCGCAGCCGCAUCCGCAUCCGCCUCCGCAUCCGCAUCCGGAGCCGAAGCCACAUCCGCAGCCACAUCCGCAUCCGCAGCCGCAUCCGCGGCCAAAGCCGCAGCCGCUUCCGCAGCCGCAGCCGCAGCCGAAGCCACAGCCCAAGCCACAGCCGCAGCCACAGCCGAAGCCGCAGCCGAAGCCACAUCCACAUCAGCAUUAGCAUCACCAUCAGUGCAAGGAGCCCUGUCAUCCACCUCCAAUAGUGUGCCCACUGAAGUGCCAUGAGCCUUGCCCACCUCAUCCAUGCCCACCUCAUCCAUGCCCACCUCCAGUGAGCCAGCAGAAAUGCUCUCCUGGACCACCAUGCCCACCAUGCGAGCACAAGUGUCCACCCAAGUGGAAGUACAGCACCAGAUUUCAUCUGGACCAAGAAACAAGAUCCAGGCUCUUCCAUUGUCCUCGCUUUGGCCAUGGUGAUGGACUGCAUCUUCCUUAACCUCCCCCCUAACCGACAGCUGACAGAGGAAAGGCUUGCUUCCUGAAGCUGACACCACAUUGUUGAAAAGAAGAGCAGUAGAAUCAUCGCUGAUCUCUCUGUGCUAUGUGCCCGUCUGUAAUCCACGUUGUGAUCUCUACCCAAUGAGCAAUUAAUGUGCCUAUUUCUUUGCUUCUCCAAUAAAGCAUAUUCAUAGUCUAUUAUGUAUUU